Molecule: messenger RNA, 1425 nt
Organism: Silurus meridionalis
Lineage: Eukaryota; Metazoa; Chordata; Actinopteri; Siluriformes; Siluridae
Product: CD209 antigen-like protein C
Exons: 6
Coding region: 166-1041 (291 amino acids)
Source: RefSeq, a predicted model, not a curated record
CAGGUCAAACUCCCACUAUAUAUUAAACUCCCAUUUUCACCUUCCAAGAAAAAGAAGAAGAAGAAGGAGGAGAAGGUUCUUCACCACUAAGUGAUAUUUCUGACAAGGAUUUCUAUUUUCUAUUGAGGUUUUGGAUGAUCAAUUCAUCAAUACUGGUAAAAGUAUAUGAUUCAUGACAAGAAAAGAAAAAAAAACUGCAUCCACCAUUUAAAAGAAACAUUAAAGAUGGCUGAAUCAGCUUGUGCAAACUCAAGAUUUCCAGUAGUUAGAACUUCAACCAUUGUAAAGGACAAUGAGAAUCCAUAUGAAGGUAUCUACAUGAAUGAAGGCACAGAAACUCAAGUGAACAAAAGCAAUAAAAGAACUAUGACUUCAGUUUCAGAACCCUGCACUGCAAGAUUCAGAUGUUACACACUAGCUGUGGUUUUUCUGCUGAGUCUGAUUGUUAUCUUACUGGCUGUCGUCGCAAUACCUUGGAUCAAAUUCAACAACCUGACUAAAGAAAGAAACCAGUUACAGAGAAGUUACAACAACCUGACUUUCGAGAGAGACCAGUUAGAGGCCAGUUACAAACAAGUGGCUGAAGAGAGAGACCAGUUUCAGAUGAAGAGAGAUGAACUUCAGAAGAAGCUUUCUCAAUUGAAGGAAGAUAUUAACACACCAGGAUGGAGAUACUUCAACUCCAGUAUUUACUACAUCUCUACUGAGAAGAAGAGCUGGAGUGAAAGCAGACAGGACUGCAAGAGAAGAGGAGCAGAUCUAGUGAUUAUAACCAGCCGAGAAGAACAGGACUUUGUUGAGGUGUGGAGAGGUGGUCAAGGUGCUUGGAUUGGUGCAAAUGACCAAAAGAUUGAGGGAGUCUGGAAAUGGGUGGAUGGUACAUCAGUGACUAGUGGGUUCUGGAGUAGAGGAGAACCCAACAACAAAGGUAAUGAGGACUGUGCUGUAUCUGGCUAUCGGUCUGAACCUGUGCCAAACUGGUUUGAUGUUUCCUGUAGUUCCCAAAAUAUUUGGAUCUGUGAAAAGAACAUUAAUAGCUAAAUUGUGGCAAAUAAAAAACAUUUAUUUUGGAUAAUUUCCAUCAUACAGUAUAUUUUGGAAAAAAAUAAAAAACCCUGAGUCUAUAGUCAAGUAAAAGGUUUAGCUUUUGUUUUAUGGACUUUCUGAUAUAAUUUGUGACAAUCUAAAUUUUUACAUGAUGGAGAAUCUAAUCCUUGUAUUAUUUUCCACAAUAAUAAUAUAAAAACUCCACCAUAUAACAAUCACUAUUUUGCCUUAAAUGUCCACGAUUAAGCUGAAGAUGGUUCUGCCUACUAUUAAACCUUGACUAGUUAUACAACUAAAACAUUGUGUUUUGUUGAAUUAACUUUAUUACAAUGAAAAAGUAUUCUUGGCACCUUGAAAAAUUAGAGAUACUGUGUUCGU